ACGGCGUCAACCCAAACACUCCUCUCUUUCUCUGCAACUUGUCUUCCCCUCUGUAAUCUAGCUCUCCCCUUUCUCACUUUCCCUGACUACCGUCUCCUCCGUGGAUCGUCGUUUCAUUUUCCCACAAAAAUACAUUCUCUUUCUGUUCCUUCCUUCCGGCGUCUCCAUCUUUCCCAUUUUCAUUGUACUUCUCAGUUUGGCUUAAGUGGGAACUGGUUCAAGAUAAGCUGUACUGGGAAGUUAAUUUAGUGAUUUUUUUUUUUUUAGUUGGGGUUGGGUCGGAAAUGGAAGCCAGGAUGACCAAGUACAGGCAGGUUAGUCCAGAGAGGACGAAAGUUUGGACAGAGAGAUCGCCCAAGUAUUAUCAACAGCAGAGCAGGAAGGUCUCUGUUGUUUACUACCUCUGUAGAAAUCGGCAGCUGGAGCACCCUCAUUUCAUUGAGGUUCCUCUUUCUUCAUCUGAUGGUCUUUACUUAAGAGACGUUAUCGAGAGGCUUAAUGUUCUUAGAGGCAGAGGAAUGGCAUCCAUGUAUUCUUGGUCCUGCAAAAGAAGCUAUAAGAGUGGAUUCGUGUGGCAUGAUCUUUCUGAAGACGAUUUAAUCUUUCCCGCUCAUAGAAAUGAAUAUGUUCUCAAAGGUUCUGAGCUCUUUGAAGACUCUGGUUCAGAUCGGUUUAUUCAUGUUGGAAAUUUAAGAUUGCAAAAUCUGAAGCAACUACCUGAGCUUCCAUCUUCUUCUAAGAUUCGAGAUGAUUCUUCAUCAUCUUCAAGCAUAAAUGAGAAGAGGACAAAGGAUUCUCGGGACGAUGAGGUCUCUCCUCCACUUCAAAGGCCUGGCUCCUCUGAGGUGUCCUCGGAGUCGAGCUGUGGGAAGAAUUCUUCUUGGGUUGGCUCCUUAGGCUUGACAGAGUACAAGGUUUGUAAGGGUGAUGGGUUAGCAGAUGCUUCCACACAGACUGAAGAAAAUGUACGUAGGCCUAAAGCACGGGAAACUUGUAUAAGGGGUGUUUCAACCGAUGAUGGAUCAUUAGAACAGGAAUGCAAUCAGAAUUAUCAGAAACAGGUUUCAUUUGUGAAAGAGAACUCUGAGACAUGCAGGAAUCCAGCAGCCCCUCCCCCAUCCACGUCAAGUGCAUUGUCUUCUGGAGGGAAGACUGAAACCUUGGAAUCUCUAAUCAGAGCUGAUCCUAGUAAAAUCAACAGUUUUAGGAUUCUAGAAGAGGAAGAACUUCGAAUGACAACCAAUGCAAGGCUCAAGGCUACAAAUAUGUUGAUGCAAUUGAUCUCAUGUGGGUCUAUAUCAGUGAAAGAUCCAAGUUUUGGCCUUGUUCCAGCCUACAGGCCUAGGUUUUCCCAUACAGAAUUUCCCUCUCCAUUGUUCUCUACUCCAAUCAUGUUGGGGGAGCUUGAUUGCUUAGCUGAGAAUCCAAGGCUGAUGGGCCUGAGAUUAGAAGACAAGGAAUAUUUCAGUGGGAGCUUAAUUGAGACAAAAAUGCUCAAGGAAGAUGCUGAUGGACAUGCCUCUCUGAAGCGUUCUUCUUCCUACAAUGCAGACAGAAGUUGUAAGCAGUUGGAUUCAGCUGAAGAGAAAGAGGAGGCAAACUCUGGACGUUCUAAAUGCAUUCCCCGUUCAAUCAAGGCCUCAAUAAACAGGCAACUGCGAAGUGAAUCUAUGAGAUCCCCUGUCCCUGAAAAACCAAGAAACUCCUCUGAUGGGGUUAACAGCUCACAGGCUGUAUGUAAUGGUAGCAGCAAAAGCAUAAGCAAUCCUGUUCCAGUUCCAGGUAAAAAGCAAUCAAAAAGGAUAGAUUCCUUCAGAGAAGAUGAGAAGGUGAUUAAAAUUGAAGAAAGUUAAGUUUCGACUCCUUCCCACUAGCAAAAUUUGGUCCUCAAAAUUAUCAUCACACUCUCAAACUCAUUAGUGCAUGUUGACAUUUUACAAGUUUCCUUUCAACAGGCUUGCUUCGGGAGCUCGGGUUAUAAUCCAAUCCAAGGCGCCGCGUGACACUGCUGUCAGCUGCUCUUAGAGGACCAGUUUGGAAGUGGAGGCAUAACAGUUGCACUUAUACCAUGGAUUCCUCUUGCCUUAGAAUUCCACUAGGAAAAGGGAAACCCCUUCCUUGAGUGCUCACUAGUGAUUUGAAAAUAUAUUCAAACGAUGGUAGAUAUUUUGGCGGGUCCAAAGUAAUGAUUCUGUAAAAUCUAGAAAGAUGAAAAAAGAGAGAGACACAAUUCCGAGUGAGAUUGGGUGGACGUGGGGUCAGGACUCAGGAAGAUGGUUUGAGUCAAGCUUUCCCCUGAAAAGUUCUGUACUUAAGCCUGUAACUACAAUUACAGUAUGACCCUUGUCUGCAUGUGGGAUUAGAUUAUUUCACGCACAGAGUCCACAGGUUUCUCUUUCUUCCUUGGAUUGUAAAUUAUUGUAUGGAAUUAUUAUUGUCAUCCUGGUCAAAAUCAGCAUUUUCAGAAUUCUAAGGGAUCCUAUGUCAA
Molecule: messenger RNA, 2488 nt
Organism: Rubroshorea leprosula
Lineage: Eukaryota; Viridiplantae; Streptophyta; Magnoliopsida; Malvales; Dipterocarpaceae
Source: the annotation of a GenBank genome assembly